AUGCGCAAAAAUAACUCGAGAAGCGACCGUCUGACGGCUUUCGAGGCACGAAAAUCGGUCCGUAUGGGAACCAGUCAUCAGAUUUUGCGGGCGAAAGGAAGCACGGCGAACACGUCGCCAAUCGGCGUCGAAGGAAACCGCGGGUUGCCCAGCUCGGUGCGUCACUUUCGCCCCGUCGCGGCACGGGGAAAGUCGCGCGAGUUCAGUCGAGGCGCGGGGAGAGGCUGGGCCGAACGACGGAGUCCACCGACGGAAAGGGGCCGUGGGUCUGGCGGGUGCGUGAUGUCCGCCCUACGGGAGGCCGCGCGGGCGACGCGCGCGCCUCGGAUAAGGAAGCAAGCCAUGGAGCUCACCGAGGCUGCGGCAGCGCGCAUUAAGGAGCUCCUUGCCAAACGCGCCAAGCCGUACCUCAAGAUCGGGGUGCGCACGCGCGGGUGCAACGGGAUGACCUACACGAUGAACUACGCCGACGACGGCGACAAGGGGAAGUUCGAUGAGGUGGUGACACACGAGGCGAGCGGCGUCAAGGUCAUCAUAGAUCCCGCCGCGCUGAUGCACGUCGUCGGCACGAAGAUGGACUUCGUUACGGACAGGUUGCGGAGCGAGUUCGUGUUCGAAAAUCCCAACGCGAAGGGCGAGUGCGGCUGCGGGGAGUCGUUCAACGUGUAGAUCUAGCCGGCGAAACGGCGCGAGGGGUCGCGCGGCGUCACCGUGGAGAGGCCGGACCCACCGUCGACACUUCUUUAGACCUAAAAUUCUUUCCACUAAAUAAACAACGCAAAAAGCACGCGCGA
This is a messenger RNA of Micromonas commoda, 794 nucleotides long. RefSeq lists its product with no specific name. Gene Ontology annotation, cellular component: cytoplasm; mitochondrion. NCBI's taxonomy places the organism in Eukaryota, Viridiplantae, Chlorophyta, Mamiellophyceae, Mamiellales, Mamiellaceae. Gene Ontology annotation, molecular function: 2 iron, 2 sulfur cluster binding. The transcript has a single exon. Gene Ontology annotation, biological process: iron-sulfur cluster assembly. The coding region runs from base 1 to 669 and encodes 222 amino acids. The record is from RefSeq and is a predicted model, not a curated record.